AUGGCCAAAUUCGUGCUGGCGGGUAGAGCUGAUUGCCCGUAUUAUGCGAAAGCAGAACUUCUGGCAGAUUAUUUACAAAAGAAUCUUCCUGAUUUCCGGAUACAUAAAAUUACACAACAUCCUGAUGUUUGGGAGGAGUGGCUGAAAGAUUUGUGCAAAAAGAAUAGGUGGAGUCACAACAAGUCCCCUAUCAUCUGGAGAGAGCUAUUGGAUCGUGGAGGAAAGGGUUUGCUUUUGGGAGGAUAUAACGAGUUCCUAGAACAUGCCCAGCUUUACUAUGGUGUCACCUCUAGCAUGACGACUGAGUUGAUGAAGAGCGUUGCUCAAGAAAACCUGGGGACACAUAUAGAAAAAGAGCUGGAGAAGGAAUCCCUGAAAGGUCUUGUUAACCCCUUGCAGGUCUGGAUCACCAGUGCAUCAUCUCUUGCCUGCUACCAUCUAAUUCCCAUCUUGACAAGUGGUGAAGUGUUUGGACCACAAAUGGAAAUCAGCAUAAACCUAUUUGACAAUAAGCACACAGAAGAAAAACUUAUAAGCCACAAACAAGAGGCUGAGGAUCUGGCGUCACCCUACCUCCAGAGUGUGUCCAUCUGCACCCAAGCGGAAGAGGCCUUCCACGGGGCCCACGUGAUCAUCAUCCUGGAUGACCACGUGGACAAGGAGAUAUACAGUCUGGAAGACUGCAUUCGCAGCAGAGCUCCUCUGUGUCAGCUCUACGGAUCCUUGAUUGAGAAAAAUGCUCAUAAUUUUGCCAAAAUUAUUGUGGGAGGGAAAACCUUUGUGAAUCUCAAAACAGCGUUGCUUAUGAAAUACGCCCCAACCUUUGCCCGCAAUAUUAUCGCGGUGGCCUUGGGUGUGGAAGGCCAAGCGAAGGCAGCACUGGCCAGGAAACUGAAAAUUACUCCCUCAUGCAUCAAAGAUGUGAUCAUUUGGGGUAAUAUUAGUGGAAAUAACUACGUUGAUCUGAGAAAAGCCAAGGUUUACAGAUAUGAGAGCGCUAUUUGGGGACCUCCGCACUAUUCACGCCCUGUUUUAAGCCUGCUUUUUGAUCGGGAUUGGGUAAACAGAGAGUUUGUGGCAAGUCUUAAAACGCUGACUGCCACAGGAAGACAAUUUGGAGGCAUGUUAGCUGCACACAGUAUAGCCACUACGCUGAAAUACUGGUGCCAUGGCUCACCCCCUGGGGAGAUUGUGUCUCUAGGGGUAUUGAGCGAAGGCCAGUUUGGUAUUCCUAAAGGGAUUGUCUUUUCUAUGCCUGUGAAAUUUGAGAAUGGAACUUGGGUGGUUCUUACAGAUCUCAAAAAUACAGAAAUAAGUCAACAAGUAAUGACCAGAAUGGCAAAUGAUCUAAUUCAGGAGCAACUUGUUGCACUUGGAGAGUUGGCAAAUUUUCAGCCAUGUCAAUCAGGUAAUCUAUUAGAUAUGAUAUUUUAUAGGGCUGCUAUUAAAAUAGUAUUAAAAUAUGUGUUAAAACAAAAUCACUAUUUAAUAUAA
Molecule: messenger RNA, 1494 nt
Organism: Budorcas taxicolor (takin)
Lineage: Eukaryota; Metazoa; Chordata; Mammalia; Artiodactyla; Bovidae
Gene: MDH1B
Product: malate dehydrogenase 1B
Exons: 9
Coding region: 1-1494 (497 amino acids)
Biological process (GO): tricarboxylic acid cycle; malate metabolic process; oxaloacetate metabolic process
Molecular function (GO): L-malate dehydrogenase (NAD+) activity
Source: RefSeq, a predicted model, not a curated record